GACCCGCUAACAGUCCCUAUGUCCGUUCGAAAAAAAAUCAAUUAGAAUCAAAUUUGGUUUCUAAAAUGGUGUCCUGUAGCAUGAAGUGGUGUGGCAAAUCAACUAACAAUUCAACAUAUAAAAAAGAUGGAAUAACAUUCCACAGAUUUCCGAAAUCACCGUUAACUAAAAGUAAGUGGAUCGACGCCACGCACCGUGGGGAGUCGUGGUUUCCGAGCAAAACAAGCGUUAUUUGCUCAAGACACUUCACUGCUGACUGUUUUCACCAAAUAACAAACAAUCGCAAACGGAGACGUCUAUUGGACUCUGCAGUACCCACCUUAUAUUUGCCGAUUUUGGCAUCUGCUCCAGCAGAGGUAGACAUCGAAUAUGCCGUGGAAGCUGAUAUACCAGAACAAUCCGACGCUCAUGUAGACACGGCUCCGAGUAUAAACAAGGAUGAUUUUACUGGGCAACAUUUCAAAACUGCAGUUGCGGUUCUAAUACAAGAGACUGUUAAAGAUGAAGAAGGCACAUCUUCAAAACAGAAUGACGAUCAUACGUUGCAAGCUUCAAAAAUGAAGACAUCACCUCAACAAGAAAACGUCAUGUUACAAGCACCUACGAGAAAAACAUGCCAAAUCUAUGAUCCCGAUACACCAUCAGCUUAUGAUACUCCAGUCGAAAAACGACUCUGUAGAAGAAUCAUCGAACUAAAAGGCAAAGUGAAAGAGAAGAAUUUACAAUUGAGAAAACUACGGGAUUCUAACCGAAGGCUUAAACGUCAAAUUAUUUCAUUAAAGUCGCGCAUGCCCUUAGUGGAAUCGGUGAAAGAAGAGAUUAUUACACCAGAGUCAGACCCCUUAGCAUAACUUGCCUUUUGUCGCGCGCGUGUCCAUACAAUCAAGCGCUACUUCAGGUAUGGAGUCGCGCGCGACAAGGCAAGUUGUGCUAGAGGGGCAGAUACCAGUUUAAUGCUCGAUUCUUGAGGAGUAAAGUUUCGUGAAAUCGUUGAUCGGCGAAUACAAAAAAUAAACUACUACAGAAGGAAGGAAGUAAGGAAGCCACUACAGAACUUAACUACUAGAUAAUUAACAACCUCAGUGCUGGUCAAACGAUUAUAAUAAGCCUAAUUAGUAAUUAACUUUAAAUAGUAUGUACCUAUUAAGAAUUGCCAUACCCUACCAGGGUGCCAUGUGAUCCUAUGUACUUUUAAGUUAUAUGCAAACACCUUUGUAACCAUGGUUCGCAAUAAAUGAUUAAUUGAUUAUCUUAUCUUAUCUUAUCAACUUUCCAAUGA
Molecule: messenger RNA, 1279 nt
Organism: Leguminivora glycinivorella
Lineage: Eukaryota; Metazoa; Arthropoda; Insecta; Lepidoptera; Tortricidae
Exons: 5
Coding region: 66-851 (261 amino acids)
Molecular function (GO): sequence-specific DNA binding
Source: RefSeq, a predicted model, not a curated record